GCCUCUCUCACAUACACACUUGCAUUCUAGCUGCUGCAAGCAAACGACCAUUCAGCUGCUCUCAACCAGCAUAUGCGAAACAGUUGGACAAAGAGAAUCGGAAAUUAAAGGAACACAUUUUUGACGACAAAAGGCACUUGCUCGCUCUCAUGCAACGCUUUAUACUUCCUCUCCUCCUCCUCGGUGUGAGGAGGGGAAUUGGGACCCCUCUUACUCCAAGCCCCGGCCCUACUGAGACCCCCAGCAUGCUGCCAGACCCCUGCGAGGGCAGACCCUGUCUGAACGGGGGUGUCUGUAGUCGGAUGGGAGAGACGGAGAACAGUCAGAGCACCCAAAUGCAGUCUGAAUUCUGGGCUUACACCUGCAUCUGCAGCCAGGGUUAUACUGGACAGAACUGUGAGUUUUUUGCAGAUCCCUGCGCCAGCAGCCCCUGUCUCCAUGGCAACUGUAGCCAGGAAGGUGAGGGGGAUGGUUUUGUUUGUGAAUGCAGCGAGGGUUACAGUGGGGUCCGUUGUGACAUCGCAACAUUGACCCUUGAUCUGUCUGAGUCCACCUGGGACCUCACCGAUAGCCUUGUACCAGAACACGCCACACCGGCCAUGCCAGCCACACCUGCGACCACCACUCAAGUCUUUCAGCCAACCACAGUCCCCACCACUACUCAAGCAAUGCCCACCCUGGAGCCAUGGCAACCCAAACCAAGGCAAAAGGUUGUGGAGAUAUUGUGGGAGGAUCAGCAGAUUACUGAUGAAGCCGAAUGUGUGAGUACCGCAGGAGGUGAGUCUGCUGGAAUGAUGACCGUUUCUAUGGAGGUUGCUGAGGAAACAGCUGUAAAGUUGGUGGGUAAUGUGAGUGGCUCUGCAGUCCUGUGGCGUGUAGGUGAAGCUGGUUAUGAGCAGUGCUCUGUUACAGAUGGCACAAUCAUGUGGUUCCAGCAGAGCUCAGAUGGUCUGGUUCUUCCUGACCAGUCCUUGCCAUUCGGACACAACUACUUCAUAAGUGUACUGCAUGUUGGCACAGAUUCUGGUCCAGAGGUCACUUUGAGGCUGCAUCUCAUGGUAAAAACCAAUAACUGCAUGGAGCCUGGCAGCAGUUUUAGUGACCCACAGUGCUCUGGGAAAGGAAAAUGCAUCACUCAAUCCUCUGUGGACACGUUUUACUGCCAGUGUGAGGAUGGAUAUUCUGGGAUUUUCUGUGAGGAGUUUGAUGCAUGCCAUCUGAGGCCCUGUGAGAAUGGCACCUGCACUGAUCUCAGACAGAAAGAUGAAGGACAAAACUACACCUGUACCUGCCAACCAGGUUUUGAGGGAGACCGUUGUCAGUUUUUGGUGGAUCACUGUGUUUCUGGACCCUGCAGGAAUGGAGCCACUUGCACCAGCAGCCUAGAAGGACAUCACUGCUAUUGUGCAGAAGGCUAUCAAGGUGCCAUGUGUGAGCAGAAGAUUGAUCCCUGUGCUUCAGGGCCAUGCCACAACAAUGCCAGCUGCUCACCACAGGGCGCUGGUUUAGAAUUCAGCUGCACCUGUCCUGCAGGUUUCACUGGACCCACCUGUGGCCAGCUGGUGGACUUCUGCGCUCUCAACCCAUGUGCUCACGGCAUCUGCCGCAGUGUCGGUACCAGCUAUAGGUGCCUGUGUGUGCCAGGUUAUCAUGGUCUGUACUGUGAAGAGGAGUAUAAUGAAUGUUUGUCGGCUCCUUGUCAAAACUAUGCCACGUGCAGAGACCUUAUCAAUGCCUAUGAGUGCAUCUGCACCCCACAGUUCACAGGGAAGCACUGUGAGAUAUAUAAGGAUCCCUGUCUGAAGCUGAGGUGCCAGAAUGAUGCACACUGUGAAAGUGGAGGCAGAAAUGCAUCCUGUGUGUGUCCACCAGGAUACAUGGGUGAGAACUGUGAGGUGGAUGUAAAUGAGUGUGAAAGUAAUCCCUGUCACCAUGGUGGCACCUGCAUUGACCAAUCAAAUGGCUACACCUGUCACUGCCCACCUGGCUGGGUUGGCGGAAGCUGUGAGAUCCAUCUGCAGUGGAAGAUGGCUCAGCCUGUGGACUCACUGACUAACAUGCCACGUCACUCUUUGUAUAUAAUUAUCGGUGCUCUGUGCGUUGCUUUCGUCCUGAUGCUGAUCAUCCUCAUCGUUGGCAUCUGUCGUAUCAGCCGUAUCGAGUACCAGGGCUCGUCCCGUCAUGCCUACCAGGAGUUUUACAACUGCCGCAGUAUUGAUAGCGAGUUUAGUAAUGCUAUCGCCUCCAUUCGCCAUGCAAGGUUUGGGAAGAAAUCUAGACCUGCAAUGUAUGAUGCGACUCCCAUCAGCUAUGAAGAUUACAGCCCAGAUGACAAGCCCCUGGUCGCACUCAUUAAAACAAAAGAUUUGUGAAGCAAUACAUCUGCACACUCACACAUGUACACCACACAUACUGUACACACAGUCACUGUUCCAGCCUUUGUAACGAGCCAAUCAUUCAGUAUUAAUUUCCAAGUAAUAGGUUAAAAAAUUAACAAACCAUAAAGAAACUUUUGAAUUUGUCAUAUUUUACCAUUGUAACCCAUAAAGAUUUUAAUUCAUUUCAAGCACUUGGUGUGCUGCAAACAAUUAGUGUUUAAUGGGUCAGUCACAGACAAAUGUGCUUUGUUUGCAGACGUAAACAUUUUGUGGACUGUGAGUAGAUGAAUAAGCUACAUUUUAAAAUAUGUGUUUGAGGGGGGUAUUUAACUUAACCUCCCUCCAUCUAGACUUUGAUUACAAAUAUGAUAGCAACAGAUAUGAUAACUGUAGAAUUAGAAAUAAUAGAGCUCUCUUCAUAGUGCAGUUAUACUGUAACUUUACAAAGAAAAAGAAAAACUAAGAAUAACAAAAGAUAAGAUGACGUAGGUUGCCGGUGCAACUGGUAAAUGGAAAGGAUCAAUGGUUCCGGCAUUACUCUGUGGAAAGGAUCAAUGGUUCCGGCAUUACUCUGUAACCAUAUGUACAUUGUUGGUUGCUGUUUAUUUCUUAUUAUUCAUUGCAGUCUAUUUUGUGUCAUUAUCUUGGUGGUAGCCAAGUCUUGAGAUACCACUGCUAUUGUGAAUGUAGCACAAAAAAGUGUUUUUAAAGUUAUAUUAAAUUGUGUCAUUUCACUCCGUAAGUAAUAAAACAGACAUUCUGAUAUAUAUUUCAUAUUGUUUUAAAGAACUUAACCCAAAAAUGAAAAUUCUCUCUUGAUUUACUCGCCCUCAUGCGUUCCCAGAUGUGUAUGAUUUUCUUUCUUCUGCCAAACACAAAGAUUUUUAGACGAAUAUCUCAGCACUAUUGUUCCAUAUAAUGCUAGUGAAUGACCAAAUUGAAUGAUGACCAAAAAACUAAAUAAAAUAACAAACAAAGGGAGAAUUAAAUCCGUAAUCCAUAAGACUCCAGUGGUUUUAUCCAUGUCUUCUAAAACUAUCCAGUCGAUUUGUGGUGCGAACAGACCAAAAUAAAACUCCCUUUUCAGUAUAAAUCUCCUUAGAGAUCAGGACUUUUAAGCUUGAUUACACUUCCUAGCGCUAUCUAAGAAAGGAGUUACAUUUUGGUUUGUUCACACCCAUAACCAAUUAAAUCACUUUAGAAGACAUGGAUUUAGCCACUGUAAAAGUAUGGAUCACUUUUACAAUGCCAUUGUGCUUUUUCUUUUUUUUUUUUUGGUCACCAUUCACUUGCAUUGUGUGGACCUAUAGAGCUGAAAUAUUCUUCUAAAAAUCUUUGUUUGCGUUCAGCAGAAGAAAAAAGUCAUACACAUCUGGGAUGGCUGGGUGAGUAAAUUAUGAGAGAUUUUUCAUUUUUGUGUGAACUAAUUCUUUAAAGGGAUAGUUCACCCCAAAAAUACAAAUUUUGUCAUCAUUAACUGACCCUCAUAUUGUUCAAAAACCAUAUGACUUUCUUCUGUGGAACACAAACAUAGAUAGAGUAUCAUAACAAGUGACUCAGUCUUAUUCACCAUUCAAAUUCAUUAUAUUGAAAAAAGAUACAAUGAGAGUGAAUGGUGAUUGAGGCUAUAAUUUUGCCUACCAUCUACUUUUGUCUUUAUUGGUAGAAAGUCCUACAGGUUUGGAACAACAUGUGGUUGUAUAAAAAAAAUUGUGUGGACUAUCCCUUUAACUGAAAAUGUCACCUCUGACAUCUGUUCUAAUACAUCCGAAAACCUCCUUGAAAAAUUGCUAAAUAAAUUAUCUAAGAAGGACAAAAGAAGUAUCCCAAAACAAAGCAAAAACUAAGCAUUAAGCAUAUGAAAAUACAUUUAAAUUACUAUGUAAGAAUUUCACAAUGGGUGAGAAGCAGGGAAAAUUCAAAAAAUAAAAUUGUUGCCUGUGUAAUGGAUGUUUUAGAUGAACAAAUGUAAACGGGGCGCUGAAAAAACAAGAAACUUUGGAACUUCUCAUGUAAUCUGUGUGAUAUGUUUGUUAGUGCUGAGAUGGGUUUAAAAAUAGCAUCCAAGAAUGAGCUUGCCUUCCUCAUUAAUCUCUAUUCAGACAUUAGUGAGCUCAUGGUAAGAGUAUUGCAUGAAAAGCGGUGUCUCAGCCAGGCCUUGCAGUCUGGGUUAAGGCCCAGGUGUAUUUCUACCGUGUGCUUCUGGUGUUCCUGCAGUGAGUUCCAACUCUCUCUCGCUCUUUUUUUUCUCUUCAUGUGCAUCUGGCUGGAGUGGUACUCAUAGGAUGUUUUCAUUCUUCCCAUUUACUAUUUCCCUAUCUUUCCUCCAUAUCUGCUGUUACUGAUUGUAUUGCUCUGGUUAUCCUCUUGCUUAGUAUAGACAGGUAAGAGUUUCCCCUGGCAACUAAUCUGAGACCAGUUUUUGCUGUUUGCCUUUUUUCAAUGCCUGAAAUAAAAGGAAUUAUUCACCAAAAGAGAAAUGUGAAAAUGUUAUCAUCAUUAAGGUCCUGCUCACCCUCCAAACCAUUUAAAACCUUUUUUAUUAUUGUAGCUUCUUUUUUAUACAAUGGAAUUGAUUGUUCAUUAAAGAGGUUAGUCCAUGCACUUCUUGUUAAACCAUACAAUAGUUUAAAUGAGGAACAGACUGAAAUGUAAGUUAUUUGCCGAAAACCUGCCCCUCAUCUGUAGCUCUCAAAUCUCAUUUGUGCUUGAGCACUUUCAAAAUUAGCGCAGCAAAAUGUAUUGUGCCAUGUUUGAUGUUUGUAAAACAACCUUGGUUCUCACGUGACUAGUGAACGUUCACAACAUGUUUGCAUUGAAUACAAUCGUACUUUCCUAUAAACUUCAUUGUAUGGAGAGGGGAAAAAAGCAGCUUGGACAUUUUCAAAAAUGGGCGUGAAUAUAGAAUAACAGAAUUUUCACUUUUGAUGAACUAUUUCUUUAAGGCUAUGGGUGUUAAAAACUGGUCCAGGAUUAGUUCUAAAGGGAAGCUUCUAUCCAAAGCACUGUUUUUGUUAGAUAAAUAAUUACACCCAAUUGGUUAUACAGUACAGUAUACAGUAUGAUGUACUAAUAAAAGUUAACGUGAAAGCCUAAAGCCUCUAUAUUUCUUGCAGGUUUUCAAUGUGUAUAUAAUAAAAAUAUUCUUUUGAUUCUAAAUAAACCUAGAGAUAUAAUCAACUUUAAAACUACAAAUCACAAAUGUUACUCUGAAUUAUAUCUUGGUGGUAUUGUAUGUUGUGGCUUUGUGCAUGUAUUGAAGAAGAUAUUUACUUUUAGAUAGAAGAGGACUAUUCUGUAACUUUGUAUCACAGAGAACAAGAUGUUCUGGAAGAUACCACACAUAUCAUACAUUUGUAAAAGCAUUUUGUGUUGCAAUUGUGUCUCAUGUCUCAGAUGAGAAACACACGCACUGAUGCAGACAGUAAGCCUACAGGGAGGAUGCGUUUUCCUUUUGACUGUCUGCACAUGGAGUGUCCCCCGCUGGCUGUGCCCAUAUAAGGAUUUCAGACAGUGUCCUAAACCCUUCAAUGACCUUGUGUGGCUUCCAGAUGUUCUGAGAGUAAACAUCUGUAAAAUUGGUGGGCUGUGACGACACUCUGGCCACUCAGAUUUCAAAAAUAUGCAUGAAAGGGAAGACUUUCAUUGGCUUUGACCUCCAAGAGAGAGGAAGUGUGCUCUAAAGCACAAUAAUAGUAAUUGACCCUUGUGUUUGCUGUAAUU
Xyrauchen texanus (razorback sucker) is the source of this 6101-nucleotide messenger RNA. RefSeq names its product delta and Notch-like epidermal growth factor-related receptor. The transcript is spliced from 13 exons. The record is from RefSeq and is a predicted model, not a curated record. Bases 150 to 2372 code for a protein of 740 amino acids. Gene Ontology annotation, biological process: establishment or maintenance of epithelial cell apical/basal polarity; heterophilic cell-cell adhesion. Gene Ontology annotation, molecular function: calcium ion binding. Gene Ontology annotation, cellular component: protein-containing complex; plasma membrane. Lineage: Eukaryota; Metazoa; Chordata; Actinopteri; Cypriniformes; Catostomidae.